Molecule: messenger RNA, 1024 nt
Organism: Anthonomus grandis grandis
Lineage: Eukaryota; Metazoa; Arthropoda; Insecta; Coleoptera; Curculionidae
Exons: 4
Coding region: 276-782 (168 amino acids)
Source: RefSeq, a predicted model, not a curated record
GUUUUUUUGUUAAUGUUCAUGUUUUUAUUGUUUUUGGUUUGCAAUCAGCUUAUGAUGUAGUGUAUGCAAUACAUAUCUAUUUAAAAUGUGUGAUUUCAGUGUAGGUGAUAAGUUUUGUACAUUUGCCGAUUUAAGUGAUAAAAUGAAAGCUUAUGAAAAACAUAAUUAUAUUCAAUUGUACGUACGGGACUGCAAAACUUUAGAGAAUGCAAAGAAGAGUAAACCACAACGUGUGGCCAAUGCCAAAACUACUUUAAAAUACUACCAUUUGGUAUAUGCCUGCAAUAAAGGUGGAAGACAGUUUAUUUCGGAAGCUAAAGGAAAGAGAAAAUCUAGAUAUUUUAUCUCCACAAUCAAAUGCUGGCAAAACCGGGGGCGAAACGGUCUUAUGUGAUAGUAGUCAUCUAGACUUAACCGACGGCGAUGUCCUGGUGAAUCAACAGAAAGACGUAGUGGUAGAAGUUAUUGAAAAUAUUGAAACUUCAUAUCCAGGAUCAAAUGAGAAAUCAGAUUUAUUGGAAAUGGGGAAUCAACAUAACCCAGUAGUGGCAGAAGUUAUGCAUAAUAAAGAACCUUCAUAUUCACAAUUAGAUGCUGACAUGAACAUGAAUAUGAUUAUUACAAAUAAUGAAAUAAACUCAUCAGAACUAUCAGAAGGUAAUAAUCUUGAAAAGGGCAAUCAAUUGUGCAACGUAAAAUUGCCUCUCAAAAUGAAAAGAAGAGGCCGUCCUAGGGGCAUUAGGACCACCGUUGUGGGUCUGAGGAAGAAACGUGGAAAGUGACAGAAAAGUAUUAAGUUUGUAAUUAUUGUUUUUAUUACUUUCAUGUUAAAUAAAUAAUAAUUUUUACAUUAUUACGUAUUAAUCAUUUUUUAAUAGUUUUUUACUCAAUAAAAAUUGACAUUUCCUAUAAACUUUUUAUAAGCAAGCAUCUUUCGUUCUGUUUAUUUUUUUUUGUUAUGUUUCGAGUGCGGUCGGCAGAAUAAUAGUUUUGUAUAUUCUGCCGACCAAGCGGUCGGUAGACU